UCUCGCAUCUCCUUCGGUUUCUGAAAACCUGAGAGGCAGAGAGAAGGGGGGGAGAGAAUCAGAGACUCGAAAAUCUCUGUUUGGAAGAGGAUCCUCUUUUGCAGGGGAGGGGGUUUCUUGGGAAGGAAUUCUGGAAGAGCGGGGCUUUUUUGUAAUUUUCCUGUUGGUUUUGGGAAGGAAGACAGGACGAGAAAACAUGGUUGCUUUGGUGGCUCGCACCGGACGGGAACUUCAGCGGUACAGCAACGGACGUCGCCUUGUUGUUGGAUGCAUACCAUAUCGGCUGAAGCCUAACAAUGACGACAUUGAUGAAUCCAUGGAGGUUCUGGUGAUCAGUUCGCAGAAAGGGCAAGGGACCAUGUUCCCAAAGGGUGGUUGGGAGGUCGAUGAGACUAUGGAAGCAGCGGCUCAUCGAGAGGCAUUGGAAGAAGCUGGGGUAAUAGGAGAUGUCGAGGAUAGCCUUGGCCAGUGGAGUUUUGUGAGCAAAAGAUAUGGCACGUACUAUGAAGGGUACGUUUUCCCAUUGCGUGUAACAGAGAUACUAGACCAGUGGCCCGAGGAUGACGUCCGCAAACGGAGAUGGGUGACAGUGGCAGAAGCAAGAGAAAACUGCCAGCAUUGGUGGAUGAAAGAAGCAUUGGAUAAAUUAGUGGACCACCUCUCGAAUCCGACAUCAUAUAGUCCUUGUAAAAACAGAGAAAGGCAGGAUAUCCCAUGUUAGUUCGAUCUCAAAUAGACCACGUAAUGCAUUUGACCUGUGCAUAUGAGAUAGAAGACCAUUUUCAAUCCACCCAAGUAUAAGAGCCGAUGAGGAGAUCAGCACUCUUUGAUUGUGCUCUGUGGGCCAGUUCAGUAUACACAAGUGGUGAAACUAAGGAAGAAAUGUGCGCACUCCCAAUUACACUCUUUGUCAUCCAUCAGUGUAUUGCCGAAGGCGGUUCACUUUACCUUUUGGGAACGUUGUGUUCGAAUCAAUUAGGUAACAGUUAAAACAACAGAGCAUGUAGGGAAAAGGAGAGAAAAGCACAAAUGGAUGUACAUUUCAAUUCAAUUCAUUCAAUUCAAUUCUUUGGUAAAUUACCAAUAUUUUCUG
Magnolia sinica is the source of this 1093-nucleotide messenger RNA. Its product is annotated as nudix hydrolase 17, mitochondrial-like. Lineage: Eukaryota; Viridiplantae; Streptophyta; Magnoliopsida; Magnoliales; Magnoliaceae. Gene Ontology annotation, molecular function: pyrophosphatase activity. The record is from RefSeq and is a predicted model, not a curated record. Bases 197 to 721 code for a protein of 174 amino acids. Gene Ontology annotation, cellular component: cytoplasm; nucleus. The transcript has 5 exons.